CGUUCGCCCAAGAUUGCACAAAAACGUAAAUAUACAGAAAUGGGUGCCGAUUAUUAUAAAAUACUUGGAGUAGAUAAGAACGCCAGCGAAGAUGAUAUUAAGAAGGCUUAUAAGAAAGCCGCUCUUAAAUACCACCCAGAUAGAAACAAAGGAUCAGAAGAUGCUGCAGAAAAGUUCAAGCAAGCUUCAGAAGCUGCAGAAGUCCUCUGUGAUGGCAACAAGAGAACGAUUUAUGACCAAUAUGGUGAAGAAGGUCUCAAAGGCGGUGGUGGUGGCGGACCAUCACCAGGUGCAUCAUUCAGCGGCUUCGGAGAUGCUGGAGGUGCAUUCCCAGGUGGUUCAUUCUCCUUCUCGAGCGGUGGUAGACCUGGAUUCGGCGGUGGUGGAUUCCAAGCAAGCGACCCAAUGGAUAUCUUCGAAAUGCUGUUCGGACAGAAAGGAGGUAUGGGCGGUGGAUUCAGUUCGCCUAUGGAUGAUGACUUUGGUGGAUUCUCUUCAUUUGGUGGCAUGCCCGGUGGUAUGCCUGGUAUGGGUGGUAUGGGCGGUGGUACACGCUCCACACGCUCAAAAGCUCCACCAAAAGAUGAAGGACCAUCCGAAUGGACGAAAAACGUCGCUAUUUCUCUCGAAGAUCUCUACUCAGGUGUACAGAAGAAAAUGAAAAUUCAUCGUAAAUACCUCAGCGGUAGAACAGAAGAGAAGGUCCUCGAAUUCACCGUAAAACCAGGCUGGAAAGCGGGUACGAAAUUGCGCUUCAAUCAAUCAGGUAACGAAGUCAGCCAAGGUAAAUUCCAAGAUAUCGUCUUUAUAAUUGAAGAGAAACCACAUGCAUCAUUUAAACGUGACGGUGAUAAUUUGGAAGUACAUCAUAAGAUAAGCUUAAAAGAAGCACUAUGCGGUAUUCCAUCACCUUCAAUCAAAGUAAGACAUUUGGAUGGUCGCUUGAUAGAUGUUACACCACCUUCAGGGGUAAUACAACCAGGCUCUAAGCUUACGAAGUAUGGAGAAGGUAUGCCAAUCAGUAAAAAGGAUUCAGUCAAAAAGAAGGGUGAUCUGAAGAUCAUAUGGGAUGUUGAACUUCCACAAUCCCUCAACCAGCAACAAAAAGACACUUUAAAGAGCGUACUUGCAUGAUUAUGAAAUUUGUAAUUUAACUAAAUAAUACAUCUACUUAA
Wallemia mellicola CBS 633.66 is the source of this 1175-nucleotide messenger RNA. RefSeq names its product DnaJ-domain-containing protein. The record is from RefSeq and is a predicted model, not a curated record. Gene Ontology annotation, biological process: translational initiation. Gene Ontology annotation, molecular function: protein-folding chaperone binding. The transcript is spliced from 3 exons. Gene Ontology annotation, cellular component: cytosol. NCBI's taxonomy places the organism in Eukaryota, Fungi, Basidiomycota, Wallemiomycetes, Wallemiales, Wallemiaceae. The coding region runs from base 40 to 1134 and encodes 364 amino acids.